This is a messenger RNA of Oncorhynchus tshawytscha (Chinook salmon), 4109 nucleotides long. RefSeq names its product cytohesin 1a (gene cyth1a). The record is from RefSeq and is a predicted model, not a curated record. Gene Ontology annotation, molecular function: guanyl-nucleotide exchange factor activity. Gene Ontology annotation, biological process: regulation of ARF protein signal transduction. The transcript is spliced from 13 exons. The coding region runs from base 408 to 1655 and encodes 415 amino acids. NCBI's taxonomy places the organism in Eukaryota, Metazoa, Chordata, Actinopteri, Salmoniformes, Salmonidae.
CAAAGAGUUCAGCUGCGGCUACUGAAGAGAAAGGAUAGAAAGACUGAAAUCCAGAAAGAGAGAGAGAAAUAAAGGAGGAGAUGAGGGUGAAUGAAAAGUGCUUUGACUGCUUGAAGUGCCAGUGAGACACACCAGGACCUGAGGAGGAACGUGUUCCAUGGACGGCAGCCGUCGGCUGAGGAGGCAGACAAGAAGGAGCGAAGAAGGGGAUGAGGAGAGCUCUCUCUCUUUCUCUCUCUGGAAAGAAGGGAGACUGGCCUUCACGACAACUGAUCCCUUCUCCACCUCCGUCUGCCGAACUGUAUCACAGGGAAUGAAAGAGAAAGCCCCUCAGACACUCUCACACCCACACUAGUACACUAAGAAUCCUUCCCCCCAUCCACACACACAGUUUUGACUGAGCCGUCAUGGGGACAGUGAGCGAACUUUGCGCAUCCAGUUUCCAAGCGUUCCUGCAUCCUGCGGUGAAGGAUCCGCCUCCUCCAGUGCCAGAUGACCUCACCCCUGAGGAGCAGCAUGAGCUGGAAAACAUCCGCCGACGCAAGCAAGAGCUGCUGGAAGACAUUCAGCGUCUGAAGAAUGAGAUAGCAGAAGUGACCAGUGAGAUCGAGAACCUGGGUUCCACAGAGGAGAGGAAAAACAUGCAGAGGAACAAACAAGUGGCCAUGGGCCGAAAGAAAUUCAACAUGGACCCUAAAAAGGGGAUUAAGUUCCUGAUUGAGAACGACCUGCUUAAGCACACCAGCUCUGACAUCGCCCAGUUCCUGUACAAGGGGGAGGGGCUAAACAAGACCGCCAUCGGAGACUACCUUGGGGAGAGAGAUGAGUUUAACCUCCAGGUCCUCCAUGACUUUGUGGAGCUCCAUGAAUUCACCGACUUGAACCUGGUCCAGGCCCUGAGACAGUUCCUGUGGAGCUUCCGGCUGCCUGGCGAGGCCCAGAAGAUCGACCGCAUGAUGGAGGCUUUCGCCCAGAGAUACUGCCAGUGUAACCCUGGCGUCUUCCAGUCCACAGACACCUGUUACAUCCUGUCGUUUGCCAUCAUCAUGCUGAACACCAGCCUCCACAACCCCAACGUGAAGGACAAGCCGGCCGUGGAGCGUUUCAUCUCCAUGAACAGAGGAAUCAACGAUGGAGGAGACCUUCCAGAGGACCUGCUCAGGAACCUGUAUGACAGCAUCAAGAACGAGCCCUUCAAAAUCCCUGAGGACGACGGGAACGAUCUCACACACACCUUCUUUAACCCAGACCGGGAGGGCUGGCUGCUUAAACUGGGGGGACGCGUCAAGACCUGGAAGAGAAGAUGGUUCAUUCUCACGGACAACUGUCUGUAUUACUUUGAGUACACCACUGACAAAGAGCCCAGAGGGAUCAUUCCACUGGAGAAUCUCAGCAUCCGAGAGGUUGAGGACAAGAAGCCUAACUGCUUUGAACUCUUCAUCCCAGAGAACAAGGACCAGGUGAUCAAGGCCUGUAAGACGGAGGCGGACGGCAGAGUGGUGGAGGGGAACCACACCUUCUACAGGAUCUCUGCUCCCACCACGGAGGAGAAGGAUGAGUGGAUGAACAGCAUCAAAGCUGCCAUCAGCAGGGAUCCCUUCUAUGAGAUGCUGGCCACCCGCAAGAAGAAGGUCUCCUCCAUGAAGAGACACUAGAGCUGCUCAGGACUCCUCCUCUUCCCCCCGUUGAGAGAGUUUGGACCCAUCCUGCUGAGACCCUGAGACUUGUGUUUUCAGGCCUGGGGAUGGGGUUGGGGCAGGGGCUGCAGACUGGGGGUUGGGGCCUCUUGCCUCGGUCAGCAUUUCUCUGGGAUAGGCUCUAGCUUUGGAUUCCACAGACCGACCAACAGGACAGGGUGCAUGCUGUCCUGCCUCCCCCUCCUCCUCUUCCCCCUGCUCCUGUCUCUGUGGCUGAAUGCUCUCCGUCUCUCUCUAAACUCUUUGCUGUGUGUAUUUUGGGAGGAAGGGGUCUAUCGCUUUCUGGGUAAAAUGGAUCCCCUCCCUCAAAAAGACAUGUGCACACACACACAUACUCUCACACACACUAAUGUCGUACACUGAAGUCAUACACACACACACACACACAAAACACAAACACACACACACACUAAACUCAGCAGGUCUGAUGGAGUUGUUGUGGCAUCCCAACCAAAAUAUUCUUACUAGCUUUCAAAAGGAAAGGUGAGAUGCUUUUCUGUAUACGUUAAUAUGAUGGGCAACGUGUGUUUGUAGAGCUUACUACUGUAUAUAUUUCCCUCAGAAUCUUGAGCUUUUGGGUUUCAGUUUUAGUUUUUGAUAACGUUUUUAGAAAGACUGAGGGGGAAUGGGUUAUAUUGCCAACCGACGAUUUUUUUGAAACGAGAAUAAACUUUUUUGAAGUCUUUCUGUCAAAGUUGCUCUCAGGAGAUUGUUACUUGGCUCUGGAUCGGUCUGUAUCAGGAUAAACUUAGACUCUGUCCAAACUGUCACUCAGUAACUGAAGGAAGAGUUCAUUUACAAUGAGUUUUUUAAAUUACCAUAAUUAAAUGAACAUGUUUGCCAUUACAUUUGCCUGUUUAUAUGCACAUAAUCUGUGACAAUAAUUGAACUUUGACAGCUAUAUUCCUCCUUAGCUGUUUGCCCCUGACUCUUUGUUGUUCAUAUGUAUUCCCAGUUGUUUGACAGCAGUUUAGACGUGCUAACUGAAAACACACUCCGAAACACGGCUGUUAACACAGUGUCGUGUUCAUUAGGCACCGAAACGGAAGAACGGGGACUGAAAAAGGUGGGGACUAACUUGACUUGUCCAAUAAGAUGUGUUCAUUUUCGUUUUCUGUUGUGUGCACUAAUGUACACUUCCCUGAUGAGUGGUUUGCACAUGGUCUUAGUGUGGGAUUAUGGGCGAGGGCUCAGCUAUCGCACUUCAUUUCCUGUUGGACUUGGAGGUCCAUUCAGGGGACUAGAGAGUCUGUCAGCGGGAGUGUCUGUGUAUCUGUCAGUCAGUACGGGCCACAACUCAGGGGCUCACAGAGAUUUGAGGUGUCUGGAAAUUGAGGUAUUGUCCUCAUCUGCCCUGUCCCUCUAUUCUGUCCUCUUUUCUCUUCACUUCUCUCUUUCCUUGUCUUUCACGCAUCUCUCUUUUUCCUCUCAUAUUUCUCUUUCUCUCGCUCACUUUCUGUAAAUGUAACAUACACACAAGAUAAUUGAACAAUAAUCACAUUUGAUGGUGUACAACUGACUAGGUAUCCCCCUUUCCCAGUAUCCUAUUUCCUAUUCAUUGUCUACCUGACACUCCCAAUGAAAUGUGUCCUAUCAUGCUGCUGGUUACACAAAGAUGCUCUUUCUAAGUGGAGCUGGUUAUUUUUACCUCUUAAAUGCAACAAAGAUGCCCUCACCUAUCUUUUUAUCCCAUAGGAGCACUCUUAAAUGUCCUUCCUCAUUUGUAGACACAGUAUAAAAUGCUAGAACAAUCCAGGUUUCACCUUCUUCAACCCACACUCACCAUCCUAAAGCAUUGGAAUGGCUCUCUCACUUAUUUCAGAUAGCUGUUGCAUCCUUUACUGUACUAGGAAUACAGUAAUAAUACCUGUAAGACAAACAACGCCUAGGAAUACAGUAAUAAUACCCAUAAGACAAACCAAGCCUGGGCAGUGGACUGUCCGUUCCUAGAGUUGGAACACCCUGGAAUGUUUGGAUUGGAUUUGAGACAAAACACAGCUGUUGAUCAGGAAUGUACCACUAUGCUCCAUAGUGCUGAACUACUCUGAUCAGGAAUGUACCACUAUGCUCCAUAGUGCUGAACUACUCUGAUCAGGAAUGUACCACUAUGCUUCAUAGUGCUGAACUACUCUGAUCAGGAAUGUACCACUAUGCUCCAUGGUGCUGAACUACUCUGAUCAGGAAUGUACCACUAUGCUCCAUAGUGGUGAACUACUCUGAUCAGGAAUGUACCACUAUGCUCCAUAGUGGUGAACUACUCUGAUCAGGAAUGUACCACUAUGCUCGAUAGUGCUGAACUACUCUGAUCAGGAAUGUACCACUAUGCUCCAUAGUGGUGAACUACUCUGAUCAGGAAUGUACCACUAUGCUCCAUAGUGGUGAACUACUCUGAUCAGGAAUGUACCACUAUGC